AUGGGGGUGGGAGGCACACAGAGGUGCCCAGAAACUGGUGAGAACCUCCUUGCCCUGGAUUAAACAGGCUGUGAUGGGCACCCUUUGGACAUUCUUAUCCCUCUGGUCUCUGUCACUGUGCCAAGCUUUACAGUGUGGAAACUUCCAGGAUCCCUGCAUCAACGGAGGGACGUGUCUGGUGCUACAGAAUGGAACCCACCACUGCAGUUGCCUGGAGGGGUUCCUAGGUGACCACUGCCAGUUGGUUGGGCCGCCCUGUUCAUCAUUCAUUUGCCAAAAUGGAGGGUCAUGUUCACGCCUAUCAUCCUCAGAGUAUCGCUGUACAUGUGGGCCCGGAUGGACAGGUAAGAACUGCGAAUACGUGGAUCACUGCACAACCAACCGCUGCAUGAACAAUGGAAAAUGCGUCAACAAGGCACCGGGGUUUGAGUGCCAGUGCCAGCGUGGCUUCGAUGGGGAGGCUUGUGAGAAGGAUGUAGAUGAAUGCCAAGAAGCUGGCACCUGCCGGAAUGGAGGACUUUGUAGUAACCUCUUCGGGUCUUUCCAGUGUAUAUGCCCAGCUAAGUAUGAUGGCAUCCAUUGCGAAAUGGUGAGAGGGGACUGCUCCUUUAACAGCUGCCUGAACGCAGGGAAGUGCCAUCAAACAGUUGGUGCCUUGUACCAGUGUGUGUGCCCACCAGGUUACAUGGGUUCUCAGUGUGAGGAGAACAUUGAUGACUGCAUCAACCACAAAUGCCAGAAUGGAGGUACCUGCUUGGAUGGACUGAAAAAAUAUAGCUGUAACUGCUCCCCUGGAUGGGAAGGAAGCUAUUGUUCGCGAGACAUUGAUGAAUGCCAGGCUCCCGGCAUAUGUAAGAAUGGUGGCACUUGCCAGAACAUGCCGGGUGAAUACAAGUGUGUCUGCGUCAAUGGAUAUGACGGCAACAACUGUGAACACAACAUUGAUGAUUGUGCAACAGCCACCUGUGGAGAUGGAGCUACCUGUGUGGACCAGGUCGGGACUUACACCUGCGAGUGUCCCCGGGGAAGGAUUGGUCUUUUAUGCCAUAUGGAAGAUGGUUGCCUAAAAAAUCAGUGUCACCCAGAUGCCACCUGUGACACUCACCCGUCGUCUCACAGGGUCUUCUGCCGCUGCCAACCUGGCUACACUGGACCCACUUGCUAUGAAGACCUGGAUGAAUGUCUGCUAGGCCCAUCUCCCUGUGAGCAUGGCGGAGAGUGUGUAAACACCAAAGGCUCUUUCCUGUGUAGCUGCCCCCUUGGUUAUACGGGUACCCGCUGUGAAAUAGAACAGAACGAAUGUCAGUCCAAUCCCUGUCUCAAUGGAGCCGUCUGCCUCGACUUCCUGGCUAGCUUCCGGUGUAUGUGCACCCACGGAUACGAGGGAGAGCUGUGUGAACAGGAGCUAAAUGAGUGUUUAAGCUCUCCCUGCCAAAAUGGUGGGAACUGUACAGAUCUGCUGAAUGGAUUCAACUGCUCCUGUCCUCUGGGUUUCCAGGGAUCUCACUGUGAAACAGAUGUGGAUGAGUGUUCUAGCUCUCCCUGCCAUUUUGGCCGCUGUGUAGACCAUUCCGGCUUCUUCACGUGUGAAUGUUCAGCUGGAUUCACUGGUCUAUGGUGCGAGCAAGACAUUGAAGAAUGUGAGAGUCAGCCAUGUCAGAAUGGUGCCCGAUGCCAGGAUGUACAAAAUGGCUUCCAGUGUUUGUGUGAGCCAGGAACCACAGGUCCCACAUGUGAUACGUAUGUGAAUGAAUGUGACAGUAACCCAUGUGUGCGGGGACAGUGUACAGAUCUUGUGAAUGCUUUCCAAUGUCAAUGUGAUCCUGGGUUCUCAGGCCAUCUCUGUGAAGCAGACAUUGAUGAGUGCAGCUAUGACCCUUGUCAAAAUGGAGGAGUCUGCCACAACACAGAUGGAGGCUUCCUGUGUGAUUGCCCGCCAGGGACAGAACCCCCGGCCUGCGCCUUACAGAACAGCAGCUGUACCAACAUGACUUGUGUUCAUGGCUCCUGUCAGACGCAGCACAACAGCUCUCAGUGUUCCUGCGAUGUCGGCUGGUCAGGAGCAGCCUGUGACGCUCCCAUCAAUCAGUGUGUAUCCAAUCAGUGUGAGAACGGAGGGCAGUGCCAGCCUCACCAGGAUGGGUAUAACUGCAGCUGUACUACCGGUUACACAGGGUUACACUGUGAAACGCCCAUCCUUCUGUGUGCCCUAGACAGCUGCCUGAACGGUGGAGCCUGCCAUCAGCAGCCCAACUUCACUCUCUCCUGCCGGUGCCCAGUGGGAUGGGAAGGUGUACGCUGUGAAGCUGAUGUCGAUGAAUGUAUGGAAGAUCCCUGUAAGAACGUGGGCAGCUGUGUUAAUAGCCUUGGAUCAUACAGCUGCCAAUGUCCCCCAGGUUAUACAGGACAUCAGUGUGGGAAACAGUUAAAUCCGUGCUCACCAGACAGUUGCCAGAAAGGUGAACUAUGCAUCAGUCUGAAUGACUCGUUUGUGUGCACAUGUCCCCCGGGGUACACAGGGAAGAUGUGCCAGGAGAGAGUGGACAGGUGUGCCAGCUCACCCUGCCAGAAUGGAGGGUCCUGCAGGAACCAAUCCAACUCGUACACGUGUGAUUGUGCCAGAGGCUAUGAGGGACCAAAGUGCGAGGUCAACACUCAAGACUGUACCAACAGCUCCUGCCUUAAUGGGGGCUCCUGUGUGGAUGGCAUUGCCUCCUUCUCCUGUCUGUGCUCAGAUAGAUUCACAGGUGACCAGUGUCAGGAACAGCUGACCUACUGCAAACCUGAGACCUGCAAGAAUGGGGGAGCCUGCCUUGAGGUCCCCGGGGUCUAUGUCUGCUCCUGCACUGAGGUGUACACAGGGAGCCAUUGUGAGAACAUCAUAGACUUCUGUGCUCGCAGACCAUGCCAGAAUGGAGGCUCGUGCUCUCAGAUGGAGACCAGGUACCGGUGCCUGUGUGCUCUCGGAUGGGUUGGGAGUCACUGUGAGACCCCUCUUCUGACCUGCAAGGCCACGGCUUCCAGAGGGAUGGAUCCAGACACACUGUGUAAUGGACACGGAAACUGUGUGGAUGCGGGUACAUCUUAUGUGUGCCGUUGUUUCCCUGGUUACUCCGGCACCCGCUGCCAGGACAAGAUCGAUCCAUGCCAACCGAACCCCUGUAAUAAUGGUGGGCGCUGCCGGGAAGUUUCUGGGUUGCCCUCUUGUCAGUGUCCCCCUGGUUACAAUGGAAUGACCUGUGUAGAGAGAGACCCCUGUCUAUCCCAGCCUUGUUACCACAAUGGGGUGUGUGUUCCACAAGCCGGGAGCUAUCAUUGUGUGUGUCCCUCAGGAACUCAAGGAGCUCAGUGUGAAAUCAACACCGACGAGUGUGCAACCACUGAGCCCCGCUGUUUUCACGGGGGCACCUGCAAAGAUGAAGUGGGGCACUAUACCUGCCUAUGUCCCCGAGGGUAUGUGGGAGACCGCUGUGAAGGUGACGUGAAUGAGUGUCUGUUCAACCCCUGUGACCCACGAGGGACCCUCACCUGUGUGCAGCUCGACAACAGCUACCAGUGCCAGUGUCACCAGCAUUACACCGGUCAGCGAUGUGAGCAUGCAAUUAAUUUCUGUGAUAAUAAUCCUUGCGCUAAUGGAGGAGUCUGUGCACUGGCUGGGGAUACCCCACCUGGAUUCACCUGCAGCUGCCCGCAGGGGUAUUCUGGCUCCACCUGCAGUGACCACAUAAUGACUUGCACUUCCUUCCCUUGCUACAACGGAGGGGUGUGCACCCUGGGUAUGGAAGGGCUCCCCCUCUGCACUUGUCUCCGUGAUUACACAGGACCACAGUGUCUGGAGCAUGUGGCGUCCUCCACCCCCUCUCCAACUCCCCAGCAGGGACCCUGGGAACACUGCCCUAACUUGGCGUGCAGGAGAAAGUUCCGAGACGGAGUCUGCGACACGCAGUGCAACAACAGACCCUGUUUAUAUGACGGCUUUGACUGCAAUGUCACACGCACCUGCAAUCCUCUCUAUGAUCAGUACUGCCUGGACCACUUUGCCAACUCUCACUGUGAGAAAGGAUGUGAUAAUGCAGGGUGCGGCUGGGACGGAGGAGACUGCUUUAUAAAUGAGAGCCCAGGGGGGACUCUGAUCCUGCUGCUGAGUUACCGCUCCCCAGUGAUCCAGCGCAGAUAUAUCAUUUCACUUCUCCGCUUUCUGUCCGUUGAACUCCACACCGGGAUACGAUUGGCAAGGGACAAUGAUGGAGAUAUGUUGUUCAGAUACUUGGAGGGGGACAAUCCUCAAGACCUGUCUCAGGAUAAGCUGGAGAGGUGGAAGUAUGAAACAGCCAAUAACAGCAAGGAGAGCAGAGAGCGAGAGACUGUAGGUUGUGUUCUGUACCUGGAGGUCUUCGGUUCCCACUGUCCUCUCUCCUCCUGCAUUCACACCUCCGAUGUGGCUGCGCGUUUUCUGGUGGCUCUGAAUGAUAAGGGGAAGACCGAUCUGCCGUAUAGAUUUCUGGCUGUGAGGCAUAAGGAUGCAGAACCAGGCUCCGAGACGCAAGAGAAACCGUUCCAGUGGCCUGUGUGGGUGGCUGUCGGGGGAGCCGUGCUUAUCAUCUUUGGGGUCUUCUUUGGGGUGCAGCUAAGUAGAAAGCGCCAGCAUGGAACCCUGUGGUUACCUUCUGGCUUCAGGAGUCAUCGAGCACAAGAGGGAAGCCGGAGGAGGGAACCCGUGGGAGAGGAUUCGGUUCGUCUUAAACCACUGAAACAUGAUUCUGGUUAUGAUGAUUCAGGCCCUGAUGAAGGGAUUGUGCAGCCAAAAUCUAGAAGGCUGAAACUUAAUACCGACCCUUCCAUCCUUGAUCACCGGCAGUGGAGUCAACAGCAUAUUGAUGCUGGGGUCCGUUUCCCACAAUGCAUUGCUCUCACACCGCCCCAGGAGGAACCGGACGGCAAAGACAUAGACGUGAGAGGUCCAGACGGAGUGACCCCACUAAUGUCGGCCAUCUGCGCGGGUGGAGGUCUAGAACCUACCGGAGGUGGUGGGGACCCACCAGAAGUUGAAAGCUCAGCCAGUGUCAUCUCAGACCUAAUUGUCCAGGGCGCCAGUCUCAACGCCCAGAUCGACUCCACAGGAGAGACCGCUCUCCACCUGGCUGCCCGGUUCUCUAGGCAAGAUGCCAUAAAGUGCAUGUUGGAUGCAGGAGCUGACACCAAUGUCCAGGACAGGCUGGGCAGAACCCCAUUACAUACAGCCAUUGCCGCUGAUGCUCUGGGGGUAUUUCAGACCCUCUUACGAUGCCGCCAGACAGACAUUGAUGCUCGUAUGCACGACGGAUCUACUCCCCUCAUCUUGGCCUCCCGUCUCCCUGUACAAAAUAUGGUGGAAGAGCUGGUGUCAUGUGGAGCAGACAUCGGAGCGACAGAUAACAGGGGUAAAUCUGCACUGCACUGGGCUGCGGCUGUGAAUAAUGUGCCAGCAAUGAGGAUCCUUAUGUGCAACGGGGCCAACAAGGACCUUCAGGAUAAAAGGGAUCAGACCGCACUCUUCCUCGCUGCCCGUGAAGGUAGUUAUGAAGCUGUCCGCCUACUCCUGGAGCACCAAGCAGAUCGUGACCUCUGCGACCAUAUAGGCCACCAGCCACGACAUGCAGCCAGAGAACGUGGCCAUAGGGACAUUCAACGUCUUCUUGAAGAGAGUAGCCAAUUAAUCAGCCGCAGCACAACUGCCGCACCUCCCCCUGGAGGCCCCCAGCUAAAAAAGACACAGCGCCCUCGAGUCAAGGAACCUGUGAAGCCUCCUCCUUUGCCACACAUAGACCUGAGCAGCUCCUGUUAUCACAAUGCUCCUCCUGUUUCAGCGCCACCCUAUCUUCCAGGAACCCAACCAGACAGCAACUGUUGCCAGUCACAUCUUGCUAUGGUCAACUAUGGAGGGAACUGUCCUCCCUAUCCUCGAAGCGGCUCAUUCACUUCAGGCGUGGCAGGAUGCCAGUGGGGUCAUAGAGGAUGGAGGGUUCAUUUUUGUCCAGCAGGAUGUACUGUGCCCGACGCUUCAUAUACUGGGGGUGGACAGCAACUGUCUCCUCAUGCCCAUUGGCUUCCAGAAUCCCAUCACCCCAAGUCUCCAAACUGCCAAAACCCAGUAUCCAGCUACUGCUCAACUCCAGCCUUGGAUCCUCUACCUACCAAAGAUGUAUCCUGCACUCCGACUGACCAGUUGGGCCACAACAUCUAUUUGACCCCUCCGUCAUCACAGUAUGGUUACCCCUCUCCUGCUAGCCCUGAAGAAACACAAUUAACCCAAAAGACAUGUAUGCACCACCAUCCAUUUCUCACUCCCUCCCCUGAGUCACGAAAUCCUUGGGGUAUUGCUUCACCAUGAUAUCAUUCCAGUGGCAUGAGUAAAUGUUUCAACCAAGAGAAGAUGGCAAAAGGCCUUGGGCACCUGAUGGGAAAAGAACAUCUUUGUAGCACACAAUGACUAACAAGAAACAUAUCUACUCAGUAAAAAAUAAUCCUGUUUCAUUUCUACCACUCGGUUGUAUCUAGAACUCGAGAAUGGGCUAUUUUUCCCUGAGAAUGAGGGACAGGAAAGUGUCUUUUGGCGAUUGGUGGUGCACUAACAGGGUGGUGCACUAACAGAACAUCACACAUGUACACACUGUUCUACUAGAACCCCACCAGUCAUAGUUCUGUAGUUUUCCCUAAUACAGCCUUUCUUUCCUAACAGACAAUUACUUAUCCCCAAGCAGGACCUAAAAAAAUCUUAUGACUCAUAAAGUCUGAUCAUCAACAUUUUAAUUUUUCCUGGUUAACAUUAAUGUUUGCAGACAUAUGUUCCAUCAGGGGUAAGUAUUAUGGUGGCACUCCUGCUGCUGUGGCACUACACAUCCCGGCAUGCCCUACCACAGUUUUAGCACACCCUAAUAACAAAACUGUGGCAGGGCAUGCUGUGAUAUCUAGUUCCACAGCAUCUGGAGUGCCACAAGUUGCCUACCCCUGCGUUACCCCAUGUUGAUGAUUACGGGUGUAUAUAUUCACUAAGAGGAAUGCAAGUCACUGGGACUGCCCUGUCAUAAUUGUCCAUGUGUGAAGCACUUACAGAUAAUUACUUGUGUAUGAUUCUGGGAAAUUUUUUCCUUUUGUGUAAAUCACUUUGUCUUUGUGAUGUAUAUUUUUUAUUAAAGAAUAAAUAUAUGAAGUUA
Molecule: messenger RNA, 7193 nt
Organism: Pseudophryne corroboree (corroboree frog)
Lineage: Eukaryota; Metazoa; Chordata; Amphibia; Anura; Myobatrachidae
Gene: NOTCH4
Product: notch receptor 4
Exons: 32
Coding region: 74-6370 (2098 amino acids)
Biological process (GO): regulation of developmental process; Notch signaling pathway; cell differentiation
Cellular component (GO): plasma membrane; protein-containing complex
Molecular function (GO): protein binding; calcium ion binding
Source: RefSeq, a predicted model, not a curated record